AUGAGAAGGGCAAGAUCAAAGAUAGCCCCCAAUUUGGUGUCGGCUGCCCGUUCGUCUACAGUUGCCACAACAAACGAUGUAGUUGAGAAUGUAAACAAAGACGUCGCAGGCGAAUCUGAUGCAGCCUUAAGUAAAACAAGACCACCGCUUACCCCAUCAAAAAAAUCCCCUGCCAAAGAUAAUGUUGACAAUCAAUAUCAAUUGCCAACCAGCUCAUCUACAGAGAACAUUAAAAGCGAUAAAAAGAAAUGUGUAGAAAAGCCAAUUGAGAUAAAAAAGGCUGUCACAAAAAGAAAGCUUGCAGGUGGCAGUGUUGAAGUGGAUCGGUCCAUGUUGACCAUGGGGUAUUUUAUUAAGAAUAAUCCAGCUGAUGGACAGAGGCCUCAAAAUACUUCAGAGAAACUGCAUAUGAGGAAAAGGCCUUUUGAGGUCGCAGAACUUUCUAAGAAGAGCCAAGCUGUACUACAUGCCCAAAGUACAAGAAAUGCAAUCUUGGAUGAUAGGCUCGCUGGAGAGGAUGUGAUAAGGAUCGAAGGGAAUCCAGAAGAUGAGGGAGAAGGAUCUACCAUGCCAGUGCCGCAAGUUUGCCUGGGUCUCCAUGGGGAAAUCAUACUAGACGAGAAAAGUUUGGUAAUUGAUACCAGCGAAACAAAACGUAACAAAAGCCAACUGGCUAAUUCUUCAAUUAGAGUGGAAAAUAAUCCCACUAUGGUGAAUUAUGGUUCAUGGCAAACGGCUCGCUUCUAUACAGUUUUACAAAUGUUUGGCACUGAUUUCUCGUUGAUCGAACAGCAUUUUCCCGGCCGUAGCCGUAACGAUUUAAAAAAAAAAAUUCAAGAAGGAAGAGAAGGAGAAACGGGCAUUUGUUGA
Molecule: messenger RNA, 870 nt
Organism: Daphnia pulicaria
Lineage: Eukaryota; Metazoa; Arthropoda; Branchiopoda; Diplostraca; Daphniidae
Product: transcription factor TFIIIB component B''-like
Exons: 4
Coding region: 1-870 (289 amino acids)
Biological process (GO): RNA polymerase III preinitiation complex assembly
Cellular component (GO): transcription factor TFIIIB complex
Molecular function (GO): TFIIIC-class transcription factor complex binding
Source: RefSeq, a predicted model, not a curated record